AUCAUGCUCGUUGCUUUACACUCUACUAUUUACGUUCGGUGUUGUGACGCGAUAUCUGUCAUCCUUUAGGUUAGCUGUCUAAUCACGAAAUUGAAUAUCUGUUACGUUUUUAACAAAAGCCAGGAGAAAAUGACAUCCUGCCUCGAGAGCUUGCAGGUGUCCACCUGCGUUUGGUUCGAGGGCGGUGAGAAAAGAAACGCAUUGGUGUCUAUGCUUGCUGGCACACUAUUUUUUGUAGGCUGGUGGUUUAUUAUAGACGCCCAUGCCAAGUAUCCCAGUGAAAUGGCAAAUGCAUACCAUGUAUGUGGAGUGUUUGGUACUAUAUCACUUUUUAUGGUCAAUUCAGUGACAAAUGCACAAAUAAGGGGAGAAGCCUAUAAUGGUGGUUGUUUGGGAGCUAGAGGUGCCAGGAGUUGGCUGUUCGUUGGAUUUGUGAUGGGAUUUGCAGCUGUAAUAGCAGCUUGUUGGAUUUUAUUUGCCAAUUUCGUAGCUGCAGGUGCAACGCAUCACUGGCCAGGUGUAGGAUUGUUCCUGCAGAAUGUGUUCAUCUUCUUGGGCUCGCUGACGUACAAAUUCGGUCGAUCUGAAGAUCAAUGGGGUUAACAGAUAUAUAAUGCGUUGGUUGGAAAUAUUUUUAUUACUACAUGGUCAAAUUAAGCACGUGAAGCUUGACUGAGAAAAUUUGCGGUAUAAUAUACCCUAUAUUCGAAUAUUAAAUCCAAUUCGAUUGCAACGACGUCGGGUUAAUCUCGUUACGAACGUUCUCAUAUAUGGUAAUUUAUUUAUAUUCACUGGUGUCAACAUCAGAGAUAUAUAACGAUUAUGCGUUAUGAAUACCGACACAUACCGAAAGACGUAUGAUAAUCUAGAUAUAAGAGGCGUAGAUUAGUGACUUCUUUGUGUGAUAGAACUACAUGCUACUUAUGUUGCGUUAAUAAUUUUCACGUCACAUAUUAGAAAUUUGAUUUUGCAUUAUUUUCCACACGUUUUUAUAUUUACAUUAUUCCACUAUUAAUACAACAAUUCUGUACCAA
Messenger RNA from Dinoponera quadriceps, 1034 nucleotides. RefSeq names its product transmembrane protein 50A. The record is from RefSeq and is a predicted model, not a curated record. Lineage: Eukaryota; Metazoa; Arthropoda; Insecta; Hymenoptera; Formicidae. Gene Ontology annotation, biological process: late endosome to vacuole transport via multivesicular body sorting pathway; protein targeting to vacuole. The transcript is spliced from 4 exons. Bases 130 to 603 code for a protein of 157 amino acids.